AUCGCGCGCGCAAAGGAGCGAAUAGUGGGGACUCGCGGUGUGCAAAUGGAAAUAAAAAGAGAGAGAAAGUGAGCAGAGCUGCUGGCCGCCUGUUUUAGCGGGUGGGCCUCUCAGCCAGCCGCGUGUGUGGAGCUGCUGGAGGCGGGAAAAGUCCACGGCGUGGCGGAAUUAUUAUCACACUGCAACACACACUAAACUUGAUGCAGUCGGCGAGAUCCGAGUCGCGAGCGCGGUCGACGCGACUGUGACUGUGGUGCGUGAGUGAGCAGUGAACGUGACAAAGUGUUUUGUUGACUUCUGCUGACGCCGGACAAAAGUGUUCGUUCGCUUCGCCCAGUGAAUUUCAAUAGGAUUCAACACAAGCCUGGAUUUCGCCAUCUGAAUCACAGAUUCUCGCCAGCCGCGGCGGCCCCGGAGCAACGCAGAGAGAGGGCCAAAUGCCGACUUUCUUAAUAUUCAUCUGCAUUGAUCACGCUGCUGGGAACAACCACAAGGCCGCGAGCUGGUGAUUAACAUCCUAAAAAUGCAGCCCGCGAUCAUUCCGGUAAUCAUCAGAGUGUUCGGUGAAGGCGGAACAGCAACGGACGUUCCUGUGACACCAGAAACCACAUGCCGUGAUCUUGUUGAGUGCACCAGAGACCCAGGGGACGAAGACUGCUGUUUAGUGGAGCUCUGGCGUGAUUGCGAGCGCACGCUGCGUGAGGAUGACAGGCCCCUGGAGAUUUUGCAGGAAUGGGGCUGCCACAGGGACGAAGUCAAGUUUGUUCUCCGCUACACCGUCGCACCACCACCAGCGCCCAAGGCCCCCAGGAAAGUCACCUUGCGCAGCAGGAAACGGGGCGCUCGGAAUAAUUCACCGAGCAAUGGUGGAAUGAAGGAACCCGGACCUCUCUGUGAUUUGCUGCCGGAGGGGGCAGGAUUGACGCUGAGCGAGCUGCGCGAGAUGGCAGGUCGACAGCAGCGUCAGAUCGACUCGCAGCGGCAGUUGCUGGCCGCCAAGGAGCAGAGGUUGCUCUACCUGAAGCAGCAGGACGUGCGCAGUCACGCAGCCGCCGCUGAGCAGGAGCGUCUGCGUCGCCUGCGCGCAAAGGUCGAGGCGCAGGAGCUCAAGUUGCGCAAGCUACGCAUCCUUCGCGGCCAGGUGGAUCAGAAUCGCGUCUCCAACAGCGCACUCACCUCCGACUUGGACUCGAUACGAGCCUUAUUCAAUGAGAAGGAAAAGGAGCUUUGCAUGGCCGUGGCCAAAGUGGAGGAGUUGACCCGUCAGCUGGAGGAGGUCAAGAGGGGCCGAGCCGCCUCCACCGGAGCUAAUAACGCUAAUAAUGGGCCCUCUGUAGCAGCGUUGGAGCUUGAAAAGCUUCGCCGAGAACUGAUGUACCGCAACAAACUGAAUGAGCAACAGAGUCAAAAGCUGAGUCAACAGCGGGACGCGAUCACGGCGCGCCACGAAGAAAUGGCUCGGAUAGACGCGCGAAUCUCGGAGCUGCAGGAGCGGCUUCACCGCAAACGCGUGCUAAACCAGCAACUGGCCUCGCAGCUGUCCCAGCAGCAGUCGACGGGCGGUCCCAAUUUUAACGCGGUGCCGCGCAACUCGAGCAGGCCCAACAUCGCGGCCGUGGAGCCGUUCAUCCGGAGACGGAAUCCCCCGAUGGCGCCGGAGGCCCCACCGCCGCAGCUCAGCAAAAGCGACCCCAAGUACCAGACGUUGCCAUACAACACCAAGUUCGCGGCCUCGCUGGCCGCCAGCAGGGCGGCCAGCAAGGCGGCUGAGCAGCAGAACCAGGACCUCCAGCCCAACAUGAAUAAUAAUAACAACAACGUGAACAAUAACAACAAUUACAAUAAUAUGGUCAACCUGGUGCACAGCGCCCCGACCGUUGCCAACGCCAAAAAGGGAUUGGCGAUUGGUGUGAGUCAGGAGCAGCAGGAGCAAAACGCAAAUCAACCCUCUCAACAACAGCAAAGACUACAAAGUGGUCCUGCGUACGUGCCCCCACCACCACCUCCGGCCCCUGCUGGUUCCAGGGGCCAACCGGUCGGCGGUGCCAGCAAUGGGGUCCGCUCGCACAGGCUGAGCGGCUCGGAAUUGGCCCAAAAUGUGGCCUCCAUGGUGCAACAGGUGGCAGGCGCCAGUCACUUGCCCCAUGCAGGUCAGCAGCAACAAGAGCCGGUGACCUCUGCCCCCAGCACCCCGCUCUCCACGCAACAGCGCCCAGUGAGCAGUGUGGCUCCAUCCGUGGUUUCUACGCCCAACCAACAGCAGACGCCUGCGAUGCCACCUCCUGCACAAAAGCCUUCCCCCAUCUACCAGGGUAAAAGCCAAAACUCUGGAGCUGUCUUGCAAAACCUCACCUUGUCCCCGCCUCAAAGUACCUCAACUCCUCUUGGCACUCCCGAUGGCCACUCAGAAGGCGCCACGACCACAAAAACGCGGCCUGCUUUGCCACCAAAGCCCGCGCCACCACCUCGCCUACUCCAACAGCUCUUGCAACAACAGCAGCAACAGAACUCGCAGCAAAAUUCUCCGAAUGAGGAGGCGGGUUCGCCCGUGCCGCCGCCUCCACCCGUGACGGACCCCCCAUCGGACGAGCCGCAGACUUCACCGGGUCAGCAGCAGAGGAGCAACAGUGAGUUGCCCAUUAAGGCUCGCCCUUUGGUGCUCAAAAAACCUUUGAUGGCAGUCGAGCAGCCCAAGCUGAAGGCCUCAGUCGCCAGCAACAGGCGAAUCGAAAUGCCGCCAGCCUUCCUGUUCCCCGAGAACGAACCGCCACCGGCUGACCUCAGCCCGCACUUGUCUGACCCUCCCUUGAAGGAGACCUCGGUGGACGAGCCGGACAGGGUGAUGUCCAACGAGGAGAAGCUGGACAAUGUCGACCUCAUGAAUAACAUCAAUCAGGAGCAUUUGUCUGGAGAGCAGCUAGCCAAGAGAGCAAGAAAAGGUGGCCUUAAAAUCAAGGGAGCUUCCAAAGCACAGGCUGCUAUGAGAAGAGUGAGCUUUGAUCCUCUCGCCCUCCUGCUCGACGCUUCCCUCGAAGGUGAACUCGAGCUGGUGAAGAGGACGGCGGGGCAGGUGACGAACCCCAGUGCCGCCAACGACGAGGGCAUCACGGCGCUCCACAACGCAAUCUGUGCUGGCCACUUUGAGAUAGUCAAGUUUCUAGUGCAGUUUGGUUGUGAUGUCAAUGCCCAAGACAGUGAUGGAUGGACUCCGCUCCACUGCGCGGCCUCUUGCAAUAAUCUUGCCAUGGUCAAGUUCCUCGUGGAGCAUGGCGCCUGCAUUUUCGCCACGACUCAUUCCGAUACUGAAACAGCGGCUGAAAAAUGCGAGGAGGACGAGGAAGGUUUCGACGGCUGCUCCGAGUACCUGUACAGUGUGCAAGAGAAAUUGGGUAUCCUGAAUCAAGGAGUAGUCUACGCCGUCUAUGACUAUGAAGCCCACAACAGUGAUGAGCUGAGCUUCAAUGAUGGCGAGCAGCUUGUUGUUCUCAGAAAAGGAGACGAGCUUGAACGAGAAUGGUGGUGGUCGAAGAUAAAUAACAAGGAAGGAUACGUCCCUCGGAAUCUUCUGGGAUUGUAUCCUCGGGUGAAACCCAACAAGCAAGAAUGACAAAAAGUGAGGACACGACGCGAGGGCCGCCACUACAUCAUGUGAACAGAACAGUUAGUUGUUUUUAAAAUGCCGAUCUGCAGCCUGGGACCAGUCCAAGUAUACAAAUGAACUAGUGGGAUUCAAAUCUGAGUCUAGGAAUCGUGCCUUCAAAUGUAAUGGGAGUGAGGAUAGCUGACGGCCAAGUCAUUGAAUUUAAAAGAGCUGGCGUGUCGGGAUACAACGUGUGUAUAGAGGCAGACUCUAAAUGUACAUGAAGUUGAAUAUUUGUUGUUGUAUCAUAUAUAUGAAAAGGAACACUAUUACAUAUAUCAAAUAAACAAAUGGAAAUAUUUUAUAUAUACAACGGAUAUUAUGAUAAUGCUCUAGCCUAUAAAAUCAUGUUUAUAAGCUAGUCAUGCAUGCAUGAUUUGAGAUAUCGUCGGACAAGAAUUCUCGGCACUUACCACACUCCCCCGCCUAUUUCUUUCCCCACUUGCCCUCUUAUAGUGAGUGUUUGUAACAAUUGUUACUGUUGAAAAUUUCUACGCAAAAGCCAGAUGUUCAUCCUUUCACGAAAUUUUGCCUUACAUGAACGAAACCCUCUUAGAAUGUCUGUGCCCUUCAGCUUGAAAGAGUAAGAAUUGUACUUAUACUUAUUAACAGCAAGUUGUGACCAAAGUAUAUCAUCAGCAAAUGGAGGAUCGAUCACUUUGAAAUGUUUAGUUUCAUUUUUAUAAUUUAAGAGUAACAUCAAGAGUCACAUAUCAAUGGAUUUGCUAAUUUUAUCUCAAUUUAGAAAACAUGCAAAGUGUAUGAAAUCAUUUUUGAUUCCUUUGAAAAAUUGUGAAAAAUCAUUACCAUUUCUGUAAAUUACACGACAUCACUCUUUUAUAUAAAUGUGACAAUGUAUCUUCAAUAAAAACAGUGAUCAUUGCAUAAAGAAAA
Cloeon dipterum is the source of this 4534-nucleotide messenger RNA. RefSeq names its product Ankyrin-repeat, SH3-domain, and Proline-rich-region containing Protein (gene ASPP). The transcript has 16 exons. Lineage: Eukaryota; Metazoa; Arthropoda; Insecta; Ephemeroptera; Baetidae. Bases 524 to 3607 code for a protein of 1027 amino acids. Gene Ontology annotation, biological process: signal transduction; regulation of apoptotic process. Gene Ontology annotation, cellular component: nucleus. The record is from RefSeq and is a predicted model, not a curated record. Gene Ontology annotation, molecular function: p53 binding.